Messenger RNA from Cuscuta europaea, 1448 nucleotides. The record is from the annotation of a GenBank genome assembly. Lineage: Eukaryota; Viridiplantae; Streptophyta; Magnoliopsida; Solanales; Convolvulaceae.
UUCAAACAUUACUUAAAAACUUAAAAAAUUGUUUUCCAGCUUUUUCUUUAAAAAAUUAAAAAGAAUGUUUUCAAAGACUCGUUUCUGCUAAAGUAGAUUUCCGCCGCUAGCUUUUUUUAUCUCCGCUAUAGUUUGUAAUGAGGAGCGGCCAUCGCAGGCGGGCUUAGACAUACAGGGUUUCUUCUUCCGUCAUCAAUUGUGCAGCUAUUUUUCUUGUUUUUUUUGCUCGGGCGAGAUUAAGCGGAGGAAGAGGAUGCUUAGUCUCCAGCGGUCAAAGGUUGCGCAGGGACGGAAGACAGAUGCUUGGUCUCUGGCGCCCAAAGGUUGUGGACGAAGCGUGAGUCUGGAGGUUGGAACAGAUCUGGAUUCAAAGUCAUUCGUGAUAGGUGGUGACAAAGGAGGCUUGGUAGAGAACAUUAUGAACAAGAGGCAAGGCGAGGAAGCGACUACACUACUGCUGAAUCGUCCCCCUCCUGAACCACCGUCAUGGAAUGCGGGAGAGUUUAGGGUUUGGAAGCAGCAUUUUAAUUUUAUUGUUUGCUUGCUAUUUACUUUUCAUGAUAAAACUGUUUAUUUUUCUGUCGAUUACUUUUAUUGAUGUAAGACUCUUGCAUUAGGAUUGGGGGAUGGAAGACCUGCUUUAACCAUCGUUGGCUCAUUCGUCCAUUAUAGGAUUAGCGAGUCAUAUUGCUUUUUGAAGGUAAUUGACUCUAAGUCAUUUGUUUGUGGUCCUUUUGUCGUUUUACCCCUAUCUAAAUGUUGUGAUAUCAAUUUAAGUCAUUUGUUUUGACGAUAAAAAAAAUGGUUUGUUCUUAAAUUAAUCACUUUAAAACUAAUCUGGAAGUUGGUAGGUUGAUGCUUCUAUCUUGUUCUAGGUAUGUAAGGUAAAUAACAAAAACUUUAAGGUUUUAGGACAAAUUUUAUCAGCAAAAGUCCAAAGUAACCUUAUCUCUUCUUAUUCCCCGUAUAAAUACACACACACACCGGCGAUUGGCGACGGGCCUCCACCACCAGUUUUUCGCCGCACUAGACACUCGGCCGACGGGAGCAUUUAGCUGCUCAAAAUCGGCAAGCCAGCCUUCAGGCAGAUUCACAACAAUCAGGAUCGGCCUUUCAUGCAGCGGCUACCUUGUAGGAGGUAGCGACUGCAAUAUGCCAACUUUAAAUUUUCUAUCAAAAGCAAUUCUAUUCUAAAACACUAUCAAUUUUUACUAAACACUUUGUUUAAAAUUACUUUAGCAAUCACUUUUAUAAAGUUGAAGCAAUGGCAAACCUCCCCUUAAUCAUGGAUAACUUUAUGUUGUUGUAUCACUGGUAACCUAUGGGAAGGGGCUUCAGAUUUUGAUUUUAUUUUAAACAAAAACAUACAUUAGCAAGAAAACUAUGGUGUCGUGUAUAAUGAAACUUUUCAAAAUCCCCAAGAACUUAUGUAAUUUUGUAGAACGCAU